Solea senegalensis (Senegalese sole) is the source of this 5265-nucleotide messenger RNA. It is a transcript of the gene inpp4aa, whose product is annotated as inositol polyphosphate-4-phosphatase type I Aa. NCBI's taxonomy places the organism in Eukaryota, Metazoa, Chordata, Actinopteri, Pleuronectiformes, Soleidae. The transcript has 24 exons. Gene Ontology annotation, cellular component: cytoplasm. The record is from RefSeq and is a predicted model, not a curated record. The coding region runs from base 209 to 3124 and encodes 971 amino acids. Gene Ontology annotation, molecular function: phosphatidylinositol-3,4-bisphosphate 4-phosphatase activity.
UCUGAACCGCAGACGUCGUCGAGUGUGUGAACAGGAUGCGCAUCAAUAAGAAAAGAGACCAUCGCCCCUCUCUGAACGGUUUGACGUCGGCAAACGUCCAUCGCGUCUGAUCGUCAGCACGCCAGGGAGAAACCAAACGCCCUGCUCCACGUUGUUCUGAUCUACAGUAAAAAUCCAUCACCACCACCCCCCCCGACGUGACCCCACCAUGUCUGGGAAGGAGCGCAGCCCCCGCCAUCGGCCAUGGUCGGUCUACCGGGCCAACACGUUUGAUCUCUCAGCGGAGAUGAUGGGACUGGCACUCGCAGGCAACAGUCAGGAUCCAGACGAGCCAGUGCUGGAGUUCAGUGUGGCGUGCAGUGAACUGGUCACCCCGUCUCUGGACCGGAAGCCGACCAGCUUUGUCGCCGUCAGCUGCACCACGCCGCCGCAGGCCUUCUGGACCAAACACGCUCAGACUGAAAUCAUUGAGGGAACCAGUAAUCCCAUCUUCCUGAGCAGUGUAGCGUUCUUUCAGGACUCUCGGAUCACUCAGCAGACGCAGGUCAAGCUGUCUGUCUAUGAUGUGAAGGACCGCUCCCAGGGCACGAUGUACAUGCUGGGCUCGUCCAUGUUCACUGUGAAGGAGCUGCUGCAGGACAAACACCACAGGCUGCACCUGACUCUCAGGUCAGCAGAGAGUGAGCGCGUGGGCAACAUCACCGUCAUCGCCUGGCAGAUAGAGGAGAAGCGCGAGCAGAGGGCGCCGGUGCCUCGACUACAGAGAGGAGACACGGUCAACGGGAGAAUGGUGCUCCCCGUUGACGAGAGCUUGACUGAGUCCGUGGGAAUCAAAUCCAAGUCUUCAUCCCUGUGUAAAGAUCCGCUGCUGAAGGCUGUGUUCGGGGGCGUGAUGUCGAGGACGUACCGCUUCCCCACCACGGACGGGAACCACCUGCGUGUCCUGGAGCAGAUGGCGGAGAGCGCGCUCUCGCUGCACAUCCCUCGACAGUUUGUCAAACUGCUGCUGGAGGAAGACGCCGUCAGGGUGUGUGAGCUGGAAGAACUGGGCGAGCUGUCACCGUGCUGGGAAAACCUCAGGAGGCAGAUCAUCACUCAGUACCAGACCAUCAUCCUCACCUACCAGGAGACCAUAAGUGACCUGCAUGAGUACAAAGGUCCAUCAUUUAAGUCCAGCACCUUGAAAGCUGAGAGGAAGCUGGAGUUCAUUCCCACAAACCUGCACAUCCAGAGGAUGAGAGUCCAGGGAGAGUGCGGUUAUGACCGGACGUAUGACGUGGUGACCAUCGGCGCUCCUGCCGCUCAUCAUCAAGGCUUUAAAGGCUGCGGCCUCCGGAGGCUCCUGCACCGGCUGGAGGAGGCGAGGAAACACACGUAUGAGGAGGAGAGUCAAAGCUCUGCCGGCUCCGCCUCACCUGGAAAAGCUUAUCAGCCGCAGGAUGUGGUGAAAGCAAAGGAGCUGAUUGGUCAGAUUAACACUCUGAAGACACAGGUGUGUUACUACACUGAGCGACUGUCGCGCGCUGCCAAGGAACGCUCAGCCAACGCUCUGGAGAGAACUCUGACCAUCCUCAAAGAGAAGACGCGUCAGUUAGUGACCGUGUGCGACUCCAAACUGCUCGCCUCAGCGAUCCUCUCUCUGGCAGCCGCUCGUCCGGAGUUCAGCCAGCGAAGCACCCCGUCCCCCUCCUCCUCCUCCCUCUCUCCAUCUUCUCGAUCUCCUUCCUCCCGGUCUCCAUCCCGCUCCCCUUCUCGCCACCCGACUUCUCCGUCUCGCGCCGCCACCUCGCCCUCGCGCCACUCGGCUCAUUUGGAUGGCAGUGAAGGGACCAGAAACAAGCGCGCCUCCCUACAGGCGGAGCUGCAUGAGGAGGAGUGGGAGAAGGUCUGGUUAAAUGUUGACAAGAGCCUGGAGUGUGUGAUCCAGAGGGUGGACCAGCUGCUGCAGCGAGACACACUCCAGAGUGACAGUAGCUCUGAGGACGUCUUCCUCAUGGCCAACGAGGAGCCGAGUAACACGAAGAAAGAAAAGAGUCCAGAAUCAGAAAAGAAGUCUCCAGGUGAGUGGAGCGACGCUCUCUAUCCUCUCCUCACCACACUCACCGACUGUGUCUCCCUGAUGAGCGACAAAGCCAAGAAGGCCAUGGUGUUCCUGCUCAUGCAGGACAGCGCCCCCACCAUCGCCAUGAGUCUCACGCUGCAGUACCGCCGCGAUGUCGUCUUCUGCCAGACGAUGACGGCUCUGAUCUGCGGCUUCAUUCUCAAGCUGAGGAACUCUCUGUGUGACUCCGGCUUCCUCAGGCAGCUUCACACCAUCGGCCUCCUGGUGCAGUACGAGGGUCUGCUCAGCACCUACGGAGAGGAGCUGGCCAUGCUGGAGGACAUGAGCGUCGGGGUGAUGGACCUGAGGAACGUCACCUUCAAAGUCACGCAGGCGACCUCGAGCUUCGCCCCAGACAUGCUGCCGGUGAUCACGGGGAACCGGAACGGCUUCAACGUCAGAGUUCCAAUGCCCGGGGCGAUGUUUGACUCACUGCCGCGAGAGAUCCAGAACGGCAUGCUGCUGCGUGUGCAGCCCAUCCUGUUCAACGUGGGGAUCAACGAACAGCAGACGCUGGCUGAGAAGUUUGGAGACACGUCUCUGCAGGAAGUGAUCAACAUGGAGAGCAUGACUCGCCUCAGCUCGUACUACGACCAGUUUAAAGAAGUCCUGCCAGAAGACUGCCUCCCUCGCUCCUGCAGCAGCAUCAGUCCGCCUGAGCUGCUCAAACUGCUGAGCCAAAAUGUGAGCGCCAAGAAAAGCAAGAACGUGGAGAUUCUGUGGCAGGCAGCAGAGGCAUGUCGCCGCCUGAACGGCGUGCGCUUCACCUGCUGUAAAAGCGCCAAGGACCGCACUGCCAUGUCGGUGACUCUGGAGCAGUGUCAGCUCUUGCAGCAGGAGCACGCUCUGGCCCCGCAGGUCUUCUACCAGGCUCUGGACUGUAUGCGCAGCGAGGGCUGCAGGAGAGAGAACACCAUGAAGAACGUGGGAUGUCGCAAAUACGCCUUUAACGCUCUGCAACUCAAGGCCUUCCCCAAACAAUAUCGCCCUCCAGAGGGCACGUACGGGAAAGUGGAGACCUAAGUGGACACUGGAGGAAACCAAAAGACUGAUGAUGGAACGGGACACUGAUGCCGGGCACCGCACAAAGAAAAAUAGCAACACAAAACUGCAACAUCAGCCCUUUGUUUUGUGCUUAGUCAGUGUAAAGAUGAUUAAUGUCCAAGUGCCAGUGCUCUUACUCUUUUCUCAGUAGUGCUAGAGCGACAGAGUUUUCACGACCACUUCACCGCCAUACACAGCGCAGUGUCACGUCGUAGCCGCUGUGCAGACACCAGCGUCAGCUAUGGGGACCAUCGGGACGUGUACAGCCACUCUGGACACUGGCCACUCUUCCCUCCUAGAAAAUAAGAUAAGCAAAUGUCUCGUUCUUCAGAGAGACGAUGUGGACUAAAGGGGACGGAUAUGUGUUUGACUACUUUUUUAAAAAAGAAUCUGAGGCACUUAAGACAGGCGAUGAGUUAAAGUUAAGCCUUUUAAUAUUUUGUGAAUCAUAAUCAUAUCAGCAGUAAAAACAUGCCGACACGUUUCAUCAGGGCAGACGUACAAAAUGGCCGCCGCUGUCUUGUUUUUAUUAGAGCUGCAACUAGCGAUUAUUUUCAAAAUCGAUUCAUAUGUCGAUUAUUUUCACAAUUAACCGUUUGGUCCAUAAAAUAUCAGAAAACCUUAAAAAAUGUUGAUCGGUGUUUCUCAAAUGUCUUGUUUUUGUCCACAAACUAAAAUGAUUGCGUUGUUAACAAGAGCAAAGAAAUUAAGAAAAUAUUCACAUUUAAGACGCUUAAACAAUCGGAAAUCUUGUUUUAAUCAUGAAAAAAGCUUCAAACCGAUGAAUCGAUUAUCAAAAUAUGUCGAUUCAUUUAGUAAUCGAUUAAUAAUCGAUUAGUCGUUUCAGCGCUAGUUUUUAUACAAAUACGUUCAAAUGAAGCCACGACUAAUUGUAAAGACACAGCCCUUUAGAAUUUAAAAAAUGUGGUUUAAUGUAUCAAGAUAUGACAUAAUUAUAGAUGGCAGCGACUUAAAAAAAUAAAAUACAUUUUCUCUGUGGUGGAACACAGUUUUUAGGUCAUUUCGAGGUGAGACAUUUGUCAUUUUGAAUUUAAAAAUGUGACUUAUUUAUAGUUUGGCAGUGAGGUGGUACUGGCCUGGUGCUCGACCUCACACUGGCCCGGCAGCGUACCUAAGACUUUCCUGUUGAAAUUAGGAAUUCAAAAUAGCUUUUUUGUCAUUAUUUGACUAAUUAAAAACAACUUUCAAAUAGUGUUUUGUAUGGAAUGCCAUCCCAGCUUCACAACCGGAACAAGGUUUACUCGGAAGGAAGAACCUCCGACUUCUGAUGUAAAUGGAACACAACUCUAAGGUCGAUGAUGUUGGCAUGUUUUUACUGAGUGCCUCAGAGUUUUCCACGUUGUCUCAGAUUUUUCUGGAUUACCCAAACUGAAGAGCAGCAGAAGGACUGUUUGCCCUAACCUGAUUUAUUCCAGUGCUUUCAUCAUGUUGUCCAUUGUCUCUCCCGUCCUCUCAUCUGCCGUCUUCAAUCACAGAGACGCUGGACUCUCUCUGCACAACAAGCACACAUCUUUAUAAGCGACACACGUGACACUGCUUCACUGGUGUUUGGAAGAGAUUCAUGUGCGUCGAUGGGAAACAAAUCCACACAUUUUGCGCUGCAGAAGAAGAAUUCACGUACAUGAACAGACAUCCACAAUAUUUGGAUUGGAUGUUUUUUUUGUCCACUAUCGCUAAACACAGAACUUUGUGAUAAAAAUUGGAUAAUUAUUGAUUUAACCUGCAUGAAGAUGAAAAACAUCCCCACUACUUAUUAUUGCAGUUGUAUGAUACACUUGAUACAUGUUUUUAGACUGAAGGGACAUCAUGCAUAUUGCAAGAUCUCCUCUGGUACCUUAUUGUACAAAGAUCACAGAGACAGUGGACUUUAUUUUAAAGAUGUUAUUUUGCUUACAGUGUUUACGUUGACGAGGCUGUUGUUCUUUUAAAUGCUCUGAUAGUUUUAUUUAAUGGUAUCGACUUUAAAGUUCUGACCUGGUUCUGAUCGGCUGCAUUAUGCUCACAGGUGGGACGGGGCUGUGAAGGAGAUCCCUGAUCCUCCUCAGAGUUACUGUAUAUGACCUGAAACUGGAUAAUGAAUAAAGGCUUGUUGGUGAUAA